ACACACACAGGCGCACAGGACAGUCAACAGUACCUCUCGCUCGCUCUGUCUGCAUGAAUGUUGUGUUGGGCACUCUGGAGAAUGCUGCUGAUGUAAACACCUGAUCCUGGCUCCUCUGAUCUGGGUUGCGAAUGCUGAUCACUGUAUUUGCCUGUGCUGAAGCUCUGUGAAUGGUUUAUCAACAGGGGAGCGAUUGACUGAGGGAAGUUCCCCCAGCUUUCCUAGAGACUGAACAGGGAUUUCUCUGAGAAGAUGAGGGCAAAGUGGAGCACCGGUAGAACGACUGCUCCCCCCGAAUUCAGCUAGAAAGCACGGCUUGCUCCCUCGCCCAUAUACAUGACGGGAAGAUGACCAUCACAAGUCGACAGUCCUUCAACGUUCUGACAGUCAUUUUCCUUCUGCUGUCGACAGCAGCUCUCUCCGCUCAUUUCAGAGUCUGUGAGCCCUACACAGACCACAAAGGACGCUAUCAUUUCGGCUUCCACUGCCCACGCCUCUCUGACAACAAAACCUACAUCUUCUGCUGUCACCAUAACAACACAGCCUUCAAGUACUGCUGCAACGAGACCGAGUUCCAGAACAUCAUGCAGAUCAACCUAACAGGGACCAGCGACGGCUACGCGCACAAUAACUACAGCGCCCUGGUUGGAGUGUGGAUCUAUGGCUUUUUCAUCAUGGUGCUGCUUGCCUUGGACUUUCUCUACUACUCUGCUAUGAACUAUGAGCUGUGCAGGUACUACUUAGUGAAGUGGGGGUUCGGGGGCCGGUGGCUGAAGCAGGGGCAGAGCCAGUGGAGCAGCCCGGUCCAGGGGUCCAGCCAGCCCCCCUCACAGCCCCCUCAAGCCUCACAGGUGAGGCACAGCCUGAAGCCAGAAGCACAGAGCCCCACCCUCAUGUCCUUCCAGAGCUCCACAGCCUGAAAGACCAAGCACAGCAAUGAAAAUGGACAGCAAAAGCUGUUCUAGGAUGCCUGUGUGAGGAGUGGAAUGCAGUGUAGGAGAUUAGAAGAAGCUACAGCUUGUAGAUGCCGGUGGAGACGUCCAGUGGAUUACUGUGACUGCAGCAUCACGAGUACAACCUGUAAUCAAUGUGAAUGUGGUGUGUGAGCAAUAGAGUUUGUGUAGAUGAAAUACCUGUGUGCUGUUACCAUCAUGUGGUCUUAUCGAAUCUGUGCCCCAUCACAGACAAGACAAUCAGCGUUAGAGAGUAGAGGCUGCAAAUGCCUGUUCUGUGGAUAUUUAUAGAAGAAGCUGCUUCUGCAAUCAGGCCAUGAAACAAAAACACUAUCAGACAUCAUCAUCAAUAUUUCAUUUUAGAAUUGCACUCCUGCACACAAAUCCAUUUAGUUUAAUUUGUAUUUAUUUCUAGAUUAAUGUGAACUGGUCAGGAAAGCUGCACCUGGGACCAAUCUUGAGGAUGAAUCCCAGCAGCAGUAAUGGGUGUAAUGCAUCCCUCUGGUGUAGUUAGUUUAGGGCAGUGUAGCUCAGUCAUAUAGUUGCUUAUGAAAUGAAUUGAAAUGCGUUAACUACUGGAAUCACUGAUUAGAUAUACCGGUAGCUAAAACACAGUAAAACAUCUGGAGGUAGCAUAUUAACUUAACUUGUAUUUGCAAAGCAUAACCCUUCAUUUGUAACAUUAUGUGUACCCAAAUUAUGUAAUAGUGUGCAGAUUAUGCCAUAAUGCUCCAAACAGUAGUAAUUCUAACAUUGGACAGCAGUAUUGAGUGUUUGUGGAAUUAAAAUUCAGAUUUCAUUGAGAAACUAUAUUUUUUAGGUUGUUGUCUGAACCUUUUAAUGAUAUUACAACUAGCAAGCAAGAGUUGCUGUCAUUUCAAUCACUGAUUACAUUACCAAGCAGCUCUUUUAGUUGUCCUGUAUGUGGGCACCCAGGUCUUUGCCUGUCAGUCAGUCAACAUUAUGUAGGCUUCACAGCAGAUAGAUAUGAGCCACCUAAAACAUCCAGGUUAACAUGCAGUAUUUAUCCAUGACAUACUUUUUUAGUCAAAUCCUACGCCAAACGAAUGAUUUGAAAAUUGGAGUUGGGUAGAUAUAGACCCUAUACCGAGACUCCUGAUUAAACAUGUCAUUAUUUCCCCAGGGUUGUUAAAGAAACAUUACCAGAGUAGACAAUCAAGACGAGCCUUGCUUCGUAUUCCCAUGCAUUUGCAAACAUAAAGGCCUUUAGAGAAAGUCUUCAGACUCGGGUUUGAGGAGUGAUUGAGCUCAGCCUUGCAGGAGUAGUUACCGUGUUAGAGCAGACGCCAUUGUUAAUUACACUGCUAUUGCCGUGAAUCAAGAAAUGCAGCACCUGCGUUACUUUCCUCUUCUAUGGCGGUUUUCCAGAUGCAGUAAGUAAGCAAGUAUUAUUAAUAUGAAUUUAGUAAUGUGUCCUUCAUAACAUCAGCCUGACCUAUUCCUUAUGGCUGAUCAGCAAUGCUAUACACAAGGUAAGGGAAAAUGGAACUCGCAGUCUGUAUAGCAGCUGCUCUCAACUUUAGAUCUAUUCAGUGAGGCUUGCGUAUACAGCCUUCCUAUUUCAAGCGCUCCAACAUGCAAACUUUGUUUUUCUUACCAUUAAAUAAAAUGCAGAGCAGCAUCUGGGUACCAGGUGAACCCUGACUGGAGCCAGUGAAAGCAACCUCGUGAAGGGAGAUAUUUGGAAUUGUUUGCUCAAUCAGUAAAUGUAAUGCUGCAGCCUCCUCUGCGUUGAGUUAGCAAGGUUCAUGCAACUUGGAAAAGCUCUGUUGUAAAGGGAGAUGGAAACUUCUUUGAUACUUGUAAAAGGUUAUUUUCCAAAGAUGAAUUCAUUGUCUGAUUGUCUUGGAGUUACAAGCUCUACUCUGCUAGAGCAUGCUCCCGGGAGAGUCAAUGUAGCUCUGCAUCUCUCAGCAAGCUAGUGGUGUUUAAGAGGAAUGUGAUGAAGCAAACUGUUGUGUGCUCCCCCCUCUCUGCCCCUGUUUGUAAAACUGUUAUUAGUGAUGAUACAGUGGUUAUACUGACAACAUGCAAAUAGAGAAGAACCAAUGUAGAAAGGAACCCAGUGAACUCUUUUCUAUAUAGUAACAUAUAGUUCAUUUCCAAUGCACAGCUCCAAUCCAGUGCAGCACAGAUCUCUUUACAAUCCUACCUUGCACAAGAUGUCACAUUUGCCCCUGCUUGUUAGGAGGAGAAAUUACUAAAUAAAGAGUGGGGUGGUGCCUCGUACUGUAGUUGACUAUAGAGUUAUUGUCCUUGCGUCCAGUUUUGCACCAGAGGGCGUGGCAAUUGUACACCCAAGGGCAUAACAAAGCAGAGCAAGGUAUGAGGGCUGGCACAAACCGUUUCAGUGGGGUUGUCACUCGUCAUGUGCUGUUGGUCAGGUUUGCAAGGAGUUCCACAUUUUGGACCAUGAUGCUCGAAUGCUGUUGCUUUCUAAUGAGAGAAUGAUCUGAGCUCAGUUACAGCCAGGUAAAAGAUACUGGACCCUGACUGGUUGAGAUGCUUUCAGCAACAUGCAAGACAAAAGUUUUUCUCACUUGCUCAUUUACUGUUGGCAUUUAAGAUCAGGAAAUCUUUCAUGGUCUUUAGUUCUGAUCCCAGGCAGAGAAGGCAUCACCCUAAUUAAGAGCAAUUUCCAAUUAUUGGAGCUGUUCAUGCAUGCACAGGUGGGGGCUUUCAUCAUGGUGCAGUGCAGAGCUGGCUUAUUAGGUGGAAAAGAUAAAGGUUCAGCACAAGCUGCUGUUAUUGCCGGAGAUCCCUGUGGAUAAGUAAUAAUCACAAAUGUUUGUGCAGAGCUACAGGCUACAGCAUCAUAGAAAAAUUAAGUGUAUGCAGGGCCAUUGAAAAAUAUAAAUAAAUGAGAUGUAAUGUAAUGAGAAUUCCUGAGCUCUUUCAACAUGUCUAACCCUGCUUCCAGCACAGUGUCUUAGAUAUGCAUACUGUAGCAGUGCCAGGUGACUAAAUAGCUACAAAAGGGAUAAUUCAAAGGAAUCCAAGAAACUGCAGUAAUUCAUGCUGUUUCAAGGGCAUCCAUGCUGUCAGUGAAAUAUUUCUCAUGCAUGUUGCCUUCUGUUAUCUUGCGAGUAAGAAGCUUACAUGGCAGGCAAAGAACUGAAGUUUAAAGAGUCCACGUGCCAAACCCCUGCAGCAUUUAUGUGCCUAUAGCUUGAUUUGAUUUGCCUGUACUCUGAUGAGCCACAGCUGGAUUCUGUUUAGAGCAUUUUACAGCACUGGAGGAAAUCCCUGCAUUGCAUCAGCCGCCUGUUUCUGACUGUACAGAACUGAACGUCAUUGAUGCAAUCCCGGUGGAAUCCUUGAUGCUUUAAAAUGCUCAGGUCAAAGUCCAGCUGUGGUUUAUUCCAAUGCGCUAUACAGUAGGUUAACCAACCAACUUCACAGUGUCCUAUAUAGAGGAGCACUCCUAUUGGUGCACACCUCGAAUUCCCCUUGCAAACACACCGAAGCACGCAUACACACACACACACACAUACAUACACAUACGCGUGCUUUAGAUGCUACUAUUUAUUGUAUUUAUUGUUGAGCUCAGAAGCAUAGUAUGUGCAUGUACCAUGUUGAUAUGCACCUACCAGUCGCACAUGAUAACAAACAGACCAAGGAAAAAGAGCCCAUCACUUGUAAAUCACCACAGUUCCUCAUUGUGUAAAAAUGCACAAUUUUAAACUUGCUCCUUUCCUUGAAUCUGCUCUUCAAUUCUGCUAUACUAUACAUGUAGUAAAUUGUAAUGCUUAUCUUAAGAGUGGGGGCGCACUGUAUUGAUAUUGAUAGGGAAGUUGCAAUGUUAACAGUUGCCUUACAGCUGAUCUACAUCUGUACCCAAUAGCUUUGUAGUGGCUGCUACAGUACAUGUUCCGGGUACAUUGUUAAUACAAGUCUAAUACUAUAUAUGAUUUAUUACUAGAUAGAAUGUACAGUUCAAGUUUAAUUGUAAUUGCACUUGUUACAUUUGUAUUGUUACAAUAGGGAGAAAUAAAGUAUAUAUCUUUUCCAUUGUG
Molecule: messenger RNA, 4990 nt
Organism: Polyodon spathula (Mississippi paddlefish)
Lineage: Eukaryota; Metazoa; Chordata; Actinopteri; Acipenseriformes; Polyodontidae
Product: protein shisa-like-1a
Exons: 5
Coding region: 348-920 (190 amino acids)
Source: RefSeq, a predicted model, not a curated record